This is a messenger RNA of Carcharodon carcharias (great white shark), 8775 nucleotides long. RefSeq names its product protein TASOR 2-like. The record is from RefSeq and is a predicted model, not a curated record. Gene Ontology annotation, biological process: negative regulation of gene expression, epigenetic. Bases 388 to 7416 code for a protein of 2342 amino acids. Gene Ontology annotation, cellular component: nucleoplasm. NCBI's taxonomy places the organism in Eukaryota, Metazoa, Chordata, Chondrichthyes, Lamniformes, Lamnidae. The transcript is spliced from 26 exons.
UUGCGCACCGAGCUUUCUCUUUCUUUAUCCCCUUCCUGAUGUAGUGCUUCCGCCUCGCCACAAGAAGCCAGGACGUUGCACGUUAUCUGCCGUCGACGGCGCAGAAGUUUCCUCUGAUGUUUAUUUAUUUCAUAAUCUCUAUCCAUGAUACAAUUUUCAUCACGUUUCUUCUACCUGAGGUGCGAUCCCUCUUCCUCUUCCUCCUCUUCCUCUCUCCCCGGACCAUGUCGCCGCCCCGAGCAGCUUUCUCCUGAGGGCACCUCUGCUUCUUCCCCGAUGCCGAUUCUUCUCACGUGGAGGUUUUAUUAAAUUGCCCCCCCAAAAAAAAACAAAACCCCGACAGAAAUAAAACUUCCCUCUCCGGCCGCAGAGAGGACGCGUGAAAACAUGUCUUCUCCUCGCCUGUCGCCGAGCGGUGAGCAGCCACGUCUCCCAGCUCGGGCUCCUUCUCCUCCAGAAAUCUUUCAUAAAGUGUCCCUCACCUCCAGCCAAUACACCCAAGAAAUACUUGCAAUCUUGCAGGAGGCGUACUUAGACUCUUCUUCAGGGAGUUACUUUCAGUACAACCAAGUGACCUUAGUGAAUAAUGUGAGCCUUCUAGAAAAGCUCAAAGGUUGUCGGCUGGAUCUGGAGGGGAAAGGAUAUAGUAAGGAGGAACUUGCUGAGUCCUUCGCCUUCUUACUGUUUGAAACAGAAGACAAGGCAAAAACUGUCUGUCAAAAUGGAUUGAAGGUCGGGAACAGUGACAUUACAACUCUAGGAGAUCCACUGAAGGGAGUAUAUCUUUGUAAGUACUCAGACUUCCUUCAUCCUACACCGUGGUACCAUGGGAAGUGCGGCUAUAUUCUCAUUUUUAAAAUAAUUAAGGGUAGAGUGAAGUCUAUGAUUGAAAAUUACACAGCAGAUUUGACCGGGCCAUCUGCUAGCUACAACUGCCAUGUUUCUGCCAACAGUAACACAGUCUCUUCCAUAACCAGCCAUUUUCAAGCCUUUGAACUGACACAGUAUUACUUGUAUGAGUUUGGACAGUGUGAUGUUCUCCAGUACCCUAGACAGAUUUAUCCUUACGCUGUUGUAGCAUUUCAGUACUGUGACAACAAGUGCAUGAUGUCAAAGUCAACAGAGAUUGAGUUUCUUGUUCCAGAAAUUCAAGCCGUGUACCAUCCUUGGAAAGGACAGCUUAUCAACAAAGGCAAAGUGAUCAAUGUUGCUCUAAAGUCAAAUGGCAGUCCAUUGAUGCCAGUCGUUUUACCGGUAAAGCUUGAAAUUGAAUAUGUUAUGAGCAUUGGUGAGCUGAAAGGCAAAUUGCCGCAGGCAGUUUUUCAAAGAGAAUAUUACGGACUUAAAGAAGUUUGUUUGGAAGGUUUAUACUGCAGCUGGUAUGAGCUGGUGGAGUACAGGGAGAGAGGAGAGAGCCCUCAGCUGGUUCCUUUGGUGGAUGAAAUGAAGAAAAAGAACCUGGCAAUUGUAAAGUGCCUGCCUGAUCAGGGACUACUCAUACUGUUCAGCGCUUCUGAUUCCUGUUUCACCGGUGGAAGCGGCCAGACUACCCACAAUGUGUUACAAGCUGUGUUCAUUUUCAAAGCAGCCAGAAUUUCUCACCUCAAAGAAAUGAAUCAGGUAGCCCGCACACUUUGCCAGAAUAGGAUAACUCUGCUUCUUCCUGGCAUUAGCUACGCUGUGAUGAAAGGUCUGAAAUCCACUGACGCUCAGGCAACUCCACGCAACAAAUUGGUCGAAGAUCACCUCGUUGAAUAUUUCAAAAUGACUCCAGAGGAGCAGUCCAUGAGUUCCAAAGGUGUCACCACAGACAAUGACCCUCCAGCUGCCACUGGUGCUGCACCAAACAAAGGAGUGCCACCUAUUCCUGGAGAUUACCAGAGAACAAGAAUCUCCCAACUUUCUCCUUAUUUUGCUGAUCCUGCAAGCUACACACUUGCCACAUCAACAGUCCUGAAACUUCAGGGGAACUCUCUCAACUUGUGCCAAGACUCCGGUGCCAAGCGUAAGGACUUGUCCCAUCCUCCUGCUUCCAAACCAAAGCCCCCUAAGGCCGCAUUCCCACGGAACAAAAGGAUUCCAAGAUCCAGAAAGGCUCAAGGAAAAGAUGCUGGGCCUGUGGCGAGCACGUCUCCUUGCUGUGGAACGACGAGUAGAUCCACAGCACAGAGCCAAACAGACGGAGAACCAGGCAAGACUGUGGGAAGAGCUAACCCAAUCAGCAAACCAGUUGCCUGUAAGGCAAUUAGCAGAGGCGCCAUCAAAGUGAAAAGGAAGGCAGCUAAACCUUUGCUCGCCGGCACAUCGAAUAAACCGGGUGCCAAAACUGAGACGGUGGGAGGCUCCACCUCUGCGGCUGACAGCGAUGUCCCCAGCAGCGAGGCAGCCAGUGCCGCUUUAGUGAGCCUGAGAUAUUCCACAAGGUCACAGUCUGCUCACAAUAUUAAAAGGACCCUGGGGCGGUCAGGGAAAGGCUCCCCCACGGAACCACCCGCCCCGCCGGGAGUGACCAAGAAGAACCUGAAAGCCGCCGGAGUGCCCUCUCAAACCGAUUCGAAACAAGCCCCUGCAGCAAGAAAAGCAGUUGGCACCUGCAGGGGCACAGCGAAGCCUGGGUUGGGAGAGCUGUCCAAACAAUAUACUGAAACUGUUUGCGUUGCAGGAAUAAACACGGAGCAGGUUUCGAGGUACGGUGUCUGUACCUGGAACAUUGUGGAAAACGCCUCUGAACAUGAACCUGCCUCCCUGCAGCCUCUGUCCUCGGGCACUGAGUCAAACCUGUUGUGCGAAAAGAAAACCCUGGAGGUAGCAGGCUGGGCACCACAGGAAGGCAUUGAUACCAAUGAGGGAGAAACGGAUGCACUAAAUAUUCUCGCUGAUCUUGCAAUUAAUGCAGCUAUCACAGCAGUGCUAAAAUCUAAACAGCAGUGCAUCUUGACGGUGCACCAGUCACCAGAGAUGUGUGCUACCAACAAGGCUACUUCUGUUGGGAGCAACGAGCAAUUAAACUAUUGUCCCAAUUUGCUUGACAACCACAGUGAUUGUUUGCCUCACACAGAGUUAAGGGUACAAAACAUCUCACCAUUUGUAGCUGAAAGCCACCAAGACGGAAGUAGAGAAUUCUCUGAAAACCAGCUGCCCCACUCUACAGCACCUCUGAGUUUAGAAUGUCCUCCUUGUGUACCCUCGGUUUUACCUAACUGCGAAACCUCGCAGGUACACAAUUCUCAGACUCGUGUAGCCAAGGAGCUGGCUCGCCGAUCUUUAGCUUCGUCUCGCAGUUCUCACCCGUUGGGAGACCAUUCAUAUUCUCGGCCACCGAGCAAUAGAGAACCCUUGUGUUUAGCUGUAGCUAACCCUGUGCCGUCUGAGAAGGAGUUUGUGGUGUGUCAGUAUACGUCGCUGUACACGGAAAGCGAGAAAGAAUUCUCAGCUGCAUCGGACUUGCAAAACACAACCCAUGCUUCACCGGUACAGUCUGAGGUUGUCUCCAAGGAUGAGGAGAGAACGCUAGUUGGAAGAGUGCUACCGUUCAGACGUGAAGACACAUGUUGGGCAAACGUUACAAAUUCCAUGCCAACUCCACAGAAGAAUAAUGGUGCAAUGGGAAAAUAUGGUCAGAUAGCUGAUUACACUUCUGUUGAUUCAGCGCAAAGCAGGUUUGAUGAAGUGUUCCGAUGUUCUCGCACCGUACAUGAGGAAAAGGACACUGUGAAGGUGACAUUCGAAUGGAAAGGACCAUACUUGUUCCAGUGGGACAGCAAAUAUACGAACGACUCACUGGAGAAAUCUGUGAAUCGGGCUCUACAUGGACCGUGGGAUCCGACUAUCUCAGAGACCAUGAAGGAAGUGAAGCUUAUUCUUCACAUGUGGAUUGGGCUUUUUUAUACCAAAUCCAGCAUGAUGCUGCAGACCUCGAUGAGGCAGGUACAGGAAUGCUGUGAGACUCCAGAACCUGCUGCAGGAGAUUUACACAAAGAACUGGCUGGAAUUGGAGAGCCUGCUUUUAGUGAAAGUGGCUCUGAAUCAGCAGCUUCGGAAAAGCAGCAGAUGGCAGGAGUAAUCAUUUCAUCUGUAAUUAAGAGGAUUGAGAAGAAAUCAAAUCUUGUCACUUCCUGGGACAGCGAUGCACCUUUUUAUCGAGAAACACUCCCUUGUGUCAGCUCUCAACAAGAGGAAGAAUAUCCCCAAGGCAGUGACAGCAGUAUCAAUGCUGAUAAUACACAGGGCCCAGAAGCACCAAGUCCUCAUGAUGGUCUAACACACACUGCACACAUCUCUGCUGGGGAGGAAGCCACAAAUGACUUACAAGCUGCUAGACUAGAGCAUGAGAGCCAAGAGCCCAAUUUGUAUCAGAGUUUGACUCCAUUAUCAGGUGAAAGAAGUGCGACUGACUUUAUCCAAUACAACGGUGUCCAGGAUACGAUGGCUGGAUUUUUGGCAGAAAGAGACCUUGUGGGUCCAAGUCAAACAGACAACAGAGAGGUGACUUCUGUUAUAAAACAAACUGAAAGUAUUCAGCAGCAUACACAAGAUGAGCCUGAAGUACUGGAGAGCCCGAAUCCCUCAGCGCAGCCUUCAACAUGCCCAGUUUCUGUUACAGAGGAGCCAAGAAGUGUGGAUGAUGUAGAUGAGCCUGUGAUUGAAAGUGGCGAAUUAGGGAUCAUUCGACAGUCUUCGGUUAUCAAAGAGGUGCUUGGUAUUCAGUUGCCAGCAGAGGAGCCAUCUCAGAGUCAAGGAACCAUGAGCUCAAGCAAUUUGGGUGCUUCAGGGAGCGGUCAAAAGCUAAAUAAAUCCAGUGAAAACGGACUUCAGACCAAGCGGUUCAAUAAUCUCACGGCUUCAGAGGGCAUUGAAAAUACAACGUGCACAGAAGACUUGGGAACCAUCAAAAACACACUUGCAACUGUGUCACAGGACAAAUUUGGUGGAGUAAACCAUAGUGAUGCUGCUUCGCAAAGCUUUCCUUUUACAAAGGAUGUAUCGAGUCAUAUUAACACUAUAGGCACUUCUGAAUCUUCCAAUGUCAUUAUGCACAACUGUAGCAGGACUUUGGUUUCCAGCAAUCCUUUGGACAACACACCUGGGCCAUUGGUGAAGGGAAGCACUUGCUCUUAUGUUGAAUGUUGUACUGAUGUACAGCUGCUCAAUAAUGAUACAGAAGCACAAAGGGAUAGAAUAAGUGUUAGAAAGUUGCAGGGAGAGGGGGGGAUUACAAGUGAUUCCGAUCCUGAAUUUCCAGGCAGCUUGAAAUGCGUGUCCUCAGGUGAUGAAUGUAGAAGCCAGAUAAAACCUCAAGCCAUCCUUCGUCAAAACUCUGUGGAAAUCCUGAGUGCUGAGCAUACGCAGAAGGAAUUUGAAACAAUGAAUCAGUGCAAGGACUGUAACACAGCAUCCGAAAGAUCUGAUUGUAACUGCACGGUUUCCAAAGAAUCUGCUUUUACCUUUCGACACUCUUUAGAAGGUUCAGAUAUUGAAAUUCAGAAGGGUGCUAGAGAUUUUUCCGAAAGCAAAAAGAUGCCCAGGAUGGGUCUGAGUGCAAGCAGCCAGAAAAGGAAAAGAAAGAGGAAAGUGUACAGAGAGAUAGUGCAGUGCUUUUCUGAUACAGAUUCAGAAUAUGGAGAUUUCAGAGAGCAAUGGGACACCAGAGAUGGGCAUCUGCAGAUGAGAACUAUUGACAGGAAUUGUCCACCACAUGUCUUUGAAGAAAACAACAUUGCAGAAGAGAUGAGUGACUUUGAUGCCCCUGUGCUUCCAGUUAUUAAAAUCCCAGAUCCUUUUGGAAAACCAAAAAUCUACCAAAACUUUACUGUCACUGCAGAGGUGCAACAGAAACCGGAUAGGCAUUCAACGUGUGAAAGAAUCACCAGGACCUUUUGUAAUUGGCCGAAGGAAAGCAAUGCACCUCAACUCUUAGGACAGUGGAACUCGCGUGCAAGGUCUCGGAGCAAUAUCAAUCCGACUGAGAAAAUUAUGAACUUGGAGUAUAUCCGUUUUUCUCAGCACCUUCACAAUCUGGUGAAUAGAGCACGUGCUGCCCCAUACCCAAGCCUCUUCUCAUCUUCCAGGGAAACAGCCUUGAGGAGGAGGAGGAAUAUCCAAGCAGUUUCCGGUGGGAGAUUAAUUGGGGGGAGAAACCCAUUGACAGUGACGAUAUCAUGCCGGAAGGUUGACCAAAGUAGUGGGAGACGCUUGCGUAAUGAAAGUCAAAUAGCUCCUUGGACUAAUGCAGAAGAUGAGACCUGGCAACAAGGGGACGUUGCAUUUUACAAACCUAAAAGUUUCCAGACAAGUUUCAAGAAUAAUCGCAAGAGGCCGCGCAGUCAAACUCACGCCAUGAGUCGCAAUGCUAUUGAGCCUGUGGAUAGGACGCCAAGUAAAUCCCACUCCACUGGGGAGAAAGGGUCUUUGUUUGCUGAUGAGCUGUUAAAUGUAAAGCGUAAGAGAUAUAAAGAGCUUCAGGGUGAUGGGAGGAAAAGAAUUGAUCCAUUUUUGUGCCUAAUAACUGAGCUGUACAGCGACUUGCACCAGAAUUUGAAUGAAGUUGUAAAGGAAUCGUGGAAAGGCACUUAUAAGUUUUAUGUCAGUGAAACAAAUUCUGAUCCAUUUUUUAAGGAAAUUAAGGAAUUUCUAAAGAACGAAGGUCAUGUGGAGAUUGGACCAUUGGGCCUUUCAAUGCUACAGCCACGUCAUCCUGGCAAAGUACUUGUUAUUAUUAGAAACGAAGACAUAUCAGCACACUUGCACCAGAUCCCUCAUUUAAUGGCACUGAAACAGAUGCCAUGUGUUCAGUUUGCUGGCGUGGAUAGUCCAGGGGACAUAAAAGACCAGACAUUCCAGGAGUUAUUUAGCUCAGGAGGCAUUAUUGUUUCUGACGGGACAGUGCUGGACAAUAUGACCCCAGAACAUUUGCAACAGAUUUCAGCCAUCUUGGAGCAGCUGAGUGCAGAGCGUAAAUGGAAGUGGAUGAUUCAUUUCAAAGAACUCAAAAAAUUAAAGAAAACAGCAAGAGAAGACAAUAUCGCAAAGAGAAAGAUUUCUCUACUGACUCGAAAGAUUGCAGCAAACGUUGUGGAAGUCCUCCCUUUCCAUGAGUGUGAUUCUGGCCAGGAGAAGCCCGACCAUCUCAGUUGUCUUAUGAAGCUACAGGUUCAGAAAAUAAGUUCCAGGUUUUUAGUAUUUCUCACAGGGAGACCUGAGAACCAAGAAGUUUUUGCACAAAGUGGAAUCCUUGUUACGGAUAUAAAUAGUUUUACUAAAAGUUUGAGAAUGCUAACCACUCCCAUACAAAGCACUUUGGCCACAAGAAAUGCACGUCUGGCUGAAGGAGGUCACUCCUCAGAGACCCAGUUGGAGUCGUCCUUCGGGAAAAAUACAGGAACCCAGAAUUCGCCGAUGCCUCCCAUCUUGUUCUGAAUAUGAUCUGUGCAUGCAAAAUGAAGCUCAAAAUAUCUAUCCAUCUUCAUUAAGUCAUGUUAACUCAACAUGGCAUGACUAAGGUAAACCUAUGCAAUCAAGAGGAUCAGAGUGUGAUUUUUGCAUUUGGAAGAGAGUGCAACAGAAUGCCUCUGUAUGUUUUUCCCUUAUUGUGUCCACAGUAGUUUUUCUGCAUCUUAUUUCUUUUCCUUGUGUGUUGCCACGAGUGAAUUCUAUUUCAAAGCCUCUGUUUGAUUUUGGCAAACUCUUGGCUGGAAAACUUGAUCUGAUAUUCUGGCUGACAGCAAACCGCAAAUCUUUUUCAGUGUAGCCAUGAGGCUUCCUAUUUUUCAAUGUCUGUUGACUUGCCUUCAUGUCCAACCUUCGUAUACUAUUGAUUUCCUAUUAGGCCAGUGAGCGGAGAGGGGGGUGAUGGGGCAAUCCUGCAGUGCCUUCCGAUGUUCAAAGCUUACCGAAUAUUUUUAACCACUGAUGGUAGGAAGCUCUUGCAGAUGCUCACCGAACCCCUUUUCUCCACUAAGCAGUAUUUUGAGCAGUUGUAAACCCAUCAAGGUUACAGACCUCAACAGCACUAAUUUUGUGUUCAGCCACAUGCAAAGAGCCCUUAGAAGAACUGAAGGUGACUUGUGGUUUUGGAUUCAGACAGGAUUUGCCUAAAAAGGUACAGGUAUCCUCCAAUUUACCUGGUUGUAAUAUCCUGGUUUGCUGAUAUUUUGUGAAAUAUAAUCUUCAUCUGAGGAAAUCAGUCGAAACCUAAUGGGGAGUCAUCUACCUCUUGUCCACUAAAGCAUUAGAAAAUAGUUUAAGUUGUUGAAACAUAUCAUUUAGCAAAAUAUGUAUUGGUUUGAGUCAGUAUUCAAUGCUGUUUUUAAAUUUUCCGUGCAUUAAGCACAAUUCUCUCAGCUAACAGGUGAACUCCAUGAGUUCAAUUUCCUUCCUUGUUACUCCUCUUCGACAAUGUAAUAACAAAAAGUUAAAACACAAACUGAAUGGAAAUCACUUAACACAGAAACCUGCUUCAGAUUUCUUGGGUGAUAGUUAGAAACACUUUUGCGAAUAGAAAAUGCAUUAAUGAUUAUAGUUACUUGUCACGGAACUGUCAAAGCUGUCAUAUUUGAUCAGUUUUCAUUUUUUAUGGAUCAAAAUGUACUUUUAAAGUCACAUUCAGACUAAAAUUAACUUUGUCAAUUAAAUAGAAUUGAAGUGUACUAUAUUUUUGUAUUUAUUUGUAAACAUGUUUAUAUUUAAUCAGUCUUAAAAUAAAGAUUAUUUGUAAUUCAAAAAUAGAAAUGCUACAUUUGACACAAUUUUUGUUAAAAUAAAACACUAUUAAAAUUU